GAAUGGCAUUGAUCUGAUACCAUAUCAUGCACGCACCACUGAUAAAUGUGCGAGAGCGUUGGGAGAAGGGGUGUUUAGUUGUUGGUGGAUACUGUUAAUGUAAUUCAGUUAUGUCUGUGUGUGGAGGGCUAGAGAUGAGAAGGAACACGAGUAUGAUGUAUUUGCGCUGGUACCGGUACUUGCUUGAAGCAUAUCGCCACCGUGUUCGCAGAUAAAUGAGGCUUACAAACAGCGAAACAGGGACGUACAAUACGAAUUUUAUAUUAGAAUAUCACGACCUUCGAAUAUCGGAGUCAGAGAAGAAGGAAACUUCUGAUUCUCAGGGGUGUGCAGGCUCUGAGGGGUCUGCAGCCUCUGAGAGCUCCUCAGCGUUUCACUGCUUCCUGGCAGGCCUAGCAUGGAUCUUGACAAUUCUUCACUUCACCAAGAAAAAUAAGGUUUCGACAGAAUGUGAUGUUAUCCCGAAUUCUGCACCGAAACUAAUAAAAGUGGAACCGACAGCAGAGAAUAAACCAAUUUUGUCUGUUGGUAAUUCAUCUUCACAUGAUGAUAUCUUGCAGUCACCAGCAAAAUCUGGGCAAGGAAACAACGAGGCGGUUAAGAUCAAGAUAGAAAGUCCAACAUGUGAUGAUGUGAAAUCAACUACUUCUGAGAGAUCAAAAUCAAUCCAGAAGAAAGAAGAGAAGAGAGAUGGUUGCAAAUCACCAAAUAAGGUUCAAGCAACACCUCAGACAGAUUGCAUUGAUCUGAAAGAAAAGAGCCCGAUCAGAGUGGUUGGAUCUCCAUCUCCAAGUUCUGCUUCUUCCUCCGCCAUGAGAAAUUAUAGUCAAAGUGAGACAACAAAAAAAGCAGAAGAUGGCAAACAACUAUCUUCUAAGAUUCCAUUCAAUCCCGAACACAAUUUAGGUGUUUCACAAGGAAAGACAUCCAGCUCUGUAAAUGAUUCUCCAACUUCUGAACCACUUUCACUGGAUGGUGAACAAGACGAGCCAGUCAGGAAAGAUGGGAACAACAACAAAUUAUCUUUGGAACUUCAAGCAAAACCUGAAAUGAUUUUGGACGAUUUGCAAGAAAAGGCUUCAGUGUUUGUGAACGAUCUUCUGACUUCGGAUUCCUUGAAAAUCAAACUGUCCGCAGCGGUCAGGGAGAGUAUGGAUGGUGGAAGAAUACCUUCAAAGUUACCAGCACAGAAUGAAACAAUCAGUGAUAACUUGAAUGAACAAUCCCAAGUUAACAAUUCGGAUUUGACGAAAUUCAUCAAGUCUGAGGAAAAAGUACAAGACACUUUGGAAACAUCUUCUCAGGUUUCAGCAACUUGCGAAAACAAGGGAGCUGAUGAGGGACAUGAGAAAAUUUUGAGCGAUAGUGUUGAAUCUCUCCCAUCAGAUAUUUCUGUCUCUAAUGGAAACUCGACAGCAGAACAAGUGCUUGAUCUGGAAUUGCCAGUUCAGACUGAAUCUGUACUUGAAUGCAAAUUGACCGAUUUGCUAGAAAAGAACUCGGAAUCCGAGAUCGAUUCUUCAAUAUCCGAUGCGCUUUUGUUUGAUGUCAAACAUGAGGAAUCCAAGGAUAUUGACGCUGGCAAGAAGUUAUAUUCUGAGAGUCAAGUAAGAUCUGAAAAGAUUUUGGAUAAUUUGCAAGCAAACACUUCAGUUUCUACGAAUGAUCCUCAAACUUUCGAUUCUCUCAAAAUGGAACAGGAUGCGACGAUCAAGGAAAUUGGAAAUGGUGAUAAAAUACCAUUGAAGUUACCAGCUCAGGAGGAGACGAUCAGUGAUAACUUGAAUGAACAAUCUCAAGUUAACAAUUUGGAUUUGACAAAAUUCAUAAAGGCUGAUGAAAAAGUGCAAGACACUUUGAAAACAUGUGUUCAGGUUUCAGCAACUUUCGAAAACAAGGGAGCCGAUGAGGGACAUGAGAAAAUCUUGAGCGAUAGUUUGGAAUCUGUCGCAUCAGAUAUUUCUGUCUCUAACGAGAACUCAACAGCAGAACAAGUGCUUGAUCUGAAAUUGCCAGUUCAGACUGAAUCUGUACUUGAAUGCAAAUUGACCGAUUUGCGAGAAAAGAACUCAGAAUCCGAGAUCGAUUCUUCAAUAUCCGAUGCGCAUUUGUUUGAUGUCAAACAUGAGGAAUCCAAGGAUAUUGACGAUGGCAAGAAUGAGAGUCAAGCAAGAUCUGAAAAGAUUUUGGAUAAUUUGCAAGCAAACACUUCAGUUUCUACAAAUAAUCCUCAAACAUUUGAUUCUCUCAAAAUGGAACAGGAUGCGACAAUCGAGAAAAUUGGAAAUGGCGAUAAAAUACCAUUAAAGUUACCAGCACGGGAGGAAACAAUCAAUGAUAACUUGAAUGAACAAUCUCAAGUUAACAAUUCGGAUUUGACAAAAUUCAUCAAGUCUGAGGAAAAAGUGCAAGACACUUUGAAAACAUUGUCUCAGGUUUCAGCAACUUGCGAAAACGAGGGAACCGAUGAGGGGCAUGAGAAAAUCUUGAGCGAUAGUGUUGAAUCUCUCGCAUCAGAUAUUUCUGUCUCUAACGGAAACUCAACAGCAGAACAAGUGCUUGAUCUGAAAUUGCCAGUUCAGACUGAAUCUGUACUUGAAUGCAAAUUGACCGAUUUGCUAGAAAAGAACUCAGAAUCCGAGAUCGAUUCUUCAAUAUCCGAUGCUCUUUUCUUCAAUGGCAAACAUGAGGAAUCUAAGGAUAUUGACGCUGGCAAAGAGUUUUAUUCUGAGGUUUCAGCAACUUGCGAAAACAAGGGAGCCGAUGAGGGACAUGAGAAAAUCUUGAGCGAUAGUGUUGAAUCUCUCGCAUCAGAUAUUUCUGUCUCUAACGGAAACUCAACAGCAGAACAAGUGCCUGAUCUGGAAUUGCCAGUUCAGACUGAAUCUGUACUUGAAUGCAAAUUGACCGAUUUGGUAGAAAAGAACUCAGGAUCAGGGAUCUAUUCACCAAUAUCCGAUGCUCUUUCUUUUGAUGGCAAACAUGAGGAAUCCAAGGAUAUUGACGAUGGCAAGAAGUUACGUUCUAAGAGUCAAGCAAGAUCUGAAAAGAUUUUGGAUAAUUUGCAAGAAAACCCUUCAGUUUCUACAAAUGAUCCUCAAACUUUUGAUUCUCUCAAAAUGGUCAAGGAAAUUGGAAAUGGCGAUAAAAUACCAUUGAAGUUACCAGUACAGGAGGAAACAAUCAAUGAUAAUUUGAAUGAACAAUCUCAAGUUAACAACUCGGUUUUAACAAAAUUCAUCAAAUCUGAGGAAAAAGUGCAAGAGAUUUUGAAAACAUCUUCUCAGGUUUCAGCAACUUGCGAAAACAAGGGAGCCGGUGAGGGGCAUGAGAAAAUCUUGAGCGAUAGAGUUGAAUCUUUCGCAUCAGAUAUUUGUGUCUCUAGCGGAAACUCCACAGGAGAACAAGUGCUCGGUCUGAAAUUGCCAGUUCAGAUUGAAGAUAAACCUGAGCACAGAUUGACUGAUGUUCAAGGAAAGACUUUAGUCACUGUGACUGAACCUUCAGCUUCCUCUUCCAUCUCUUUGAACAGAGAACUACAGGAAUCAAGCAGGAAGGUUGAAGACGGCAAACCAUUGCAGUCUAAGAAUGAUAUCCAACUCCAUUUCAAAUUAAAUGAUGCAAAGAAAAAAGUUUCAGUUUACGAGACGAAUUCUUUAUCGUUUAAUACAAAACAAGACCAGACAGUUGGAAAUGAUUCGAAAAUUAUAUUUCGAGACCGUAGACUAGCAAAAGUGGAUGGAAAUCCUUUCCAAAAUUCAACAAAAAUUCAUGGAGAUUACGGAAUAAAACCGAAAGCAGACAAAAAAACUCUUCCUAUACCGAUUCGGAGAUGUGGAGUAAAAUUUGACAAUAAACUGAAGACUUUAAGCAGACAGAUUCCAUUCUAUGGCGAGGGAUGCGUAAAGUUUUUAGAAUCCAAUUCGGAUGAAGAAGGCGAAGAAUAUUUCGAAAUAAACGAAGAUGUUGACAGUGAUGAUUCGGACACUCAAAAUAAUGACGGAAUAAUAGAAAAGUUGGACGGACCCCUGGAAGAAAAUCAUCAUGAUGGUGCGGGAUUUCGUAUCAGCAACAGAGAGGAAGAAAAUCUUUUUCUGCAGCUCGAAGGCUUUUGUAUUGAAGGUACAAAAUUCACUCCGAAGCCUCCUCCAGAAGAGAAAGAAAUAAUGGAAGAGAUCGAUGCCGGCUGUGAUGAAGUUGUUGAGCCAAGCCGAGUGGAAACCAACAGACGACGAAUGUCAACAAGAAGAGGACCAAUGGCAGACUUCAACAACACACUCCAAGUAUUGAGCAGAGAAAUUCCACAUUAUGGUGGUUUCAGAAAACACAGGAAUUAUGGAAUUGAAUUGGAUGAAAAUAAGGAAGAUGAUGAAGAUAUGGAAAACAUUGAGGAAUUCAUAAUACAUGGUGAUUCGGAUACUUCUAUCGGAGAAGAAAGCGAAAAUAAAUAUUGUGAAAACAUCAGUUCGAAUGAAUUGUUGGAAGAAAUUGAAGAAAAGAUCGAUAAAGAAGAUGACAAACUUUCUUCGAAUUGGGAAGUAAACUCACCAGCCAUUAAAUCACUUUUGGAUAAGAAGCAAAAGGGUGGCAAGAAGAAAAAUCAAAAGCAAGUUGCUCUAAGACAAGCUGCAACAGCAAAUAAAUCCUGUCUACCUGACAACAAAAAGAAGGGUGAUGGAAAAUCCACAAAACAACCUAAAGGCAGUACUGGAAAAUCCUCUGGUAAAAAGCCAAUGGCUCAAAGUGGAAAUGCGGAUGACACAUCGAAGAAAAAGGCAACAAAAAAAUCUGAUCUGCCAUUCAAAAAACGGAAAGGGAAAUUCAAAGGUGUACGCAAGGCAUUGGGCAAAAUAAUACCACACCAAGAUCAUAGCAAGGACAAUCCCCAACGCAAUGUGAAAAAAAAUAAAGGUGAAAUGAAACAACAAAAUUCCAAUGACAUAAUUGAAAUUGAAAAAGAUUCAUCAUAUGAUGAGAUGAAUGCUGUGAAACAAGAGGAAAUUGUGCCAUUCAUUAGUGCUGGUAAAGUACAGUCUUAUGAUAGGCAGAUUCCUGUUAAAAAUGACAAGAUCGCCAAAAAGAACAGAAAUGAUGAUAUUGACUCGUCUUCUGGCGACGAAAGCAUCAUAUUUCUGACCGAGCCAUCCUCGAAAAAAGUUCCAUGUGCAAAAAAAUUUUUUCGUUCUGUUAGAAGCAGAUUAUAAGCGUUUUGCAUUUGAGCAAAAUUAUGAUGAAAUCUUUUGAUUCAUUUAAUUGUGCCAUUGGUUUGGUUUAUUUCGCAUUUUAGCGAUAUUCCAAUACAAUAUAUUUUUUACAUAGGUUUCCAAUUACUUCGACUGGGUUUGGGCGCUUAAGCAGAUAACUGAGCUAGUCAACAUAUGCGUAUUGUUGGUAGAUGUCAGCGACAUAUACUGUGUUUCCUUGCUUUUGACUGGUUUGAAGUCUGAGCCGAGGUUGUAAUGUACACCCCCUUGUUUGCCGUCGCAUCGCAAAUUACCCUUCGUCGGUACUUAGGGCUGGGCAUUUCGAAUCAAAUAUCUUGCAUAUUAAUAGUUUUUUAUUCAAAUCGGUUCAGACGAAAAUUUGAGGUGGCCGCCAUCUUAUUUUUUUUUCUUGUACGCCAAAGGCGAAUUUUAUUGAAGUCCUAUUGUAUUUCUGUAACGUUUCGUCAGAAGAAAAGUUCACAACAACUCAAUUCUGACAUAAGAAUAUUUUCUUCCUUGUGAGUUAGUGACGAGUUUAUGAUUGUUUCUUAUUGUUUGG
This is a messenger RNA of Styela clava, 5763 nucleotides long. The record is from RefSeq and is a predicted model, not a curated record. Lineage: Eukaryota; Metazoa; Chordata; Ascidiacea; Stolidobranchia; Styelidae.